UAGUUCACUACGCAUAAGUACAAAGUACAGACUGUGAUAAGUUAAUGCGCCCAACGUUGUACGAUCAGCAGUACAAGCGACGGAGGCGUAGAUAUAUUAUAUAAUCGUUGCAUGUAUUGCCACAUUUACUUACUAGAUUACUAUACUGCAUACCGGAGGGGACACACCUACAUUCCAACUAUAUCUUCACGUGGAGAUUUCAGAGAGAACAUUUCGACAGAAUGGUUUGAUUUUGGCAACAACUAUUAACACUGGGCAUGAUUUGUAUGGUUUAUUCACCAUUUUAACCACAACAAGGGAUUCUGCAAUUACAAGUAAAUCGCAAUCUAUUGGACCAUCCGAUGUCCGAAACUGAGACAAGUAUAGGACACGAUUUAUACAUUGGAGUAACGUGAAAGUAGGAUAUAUAUAACGCUACGGAGAUAUGGGGCUUGGUGGAGACGGCAAUAACCCUGCGGGUCCGCCCGAGGAAACGGCGGGAAAUACGACAGAAAAUGACACAGGUGACCCGACGUCGGGGAAAGAAAAGACGACAGCGGGUUCGGACACCCGAUCAAUGAGUGUAUCUGGGGAGUCGCUUUAUGCUCUGCUCAACUUGAAUAGGGGAGCUUCGGAGGAAGAAAUAAAGAAAGCAUACAGAAAGCAAGCAUUGAGGUAUCAUCCAGAUAAAAAUAGGGACGACCCUACAGCAGAAGAUAAGUUUAAAGAGAUCAACCGUGCACAUAAAGUAUUGACAGACGAGAAGAAGAGACAGAUCUAUGACGAGUACGGAUCACUGGGUCUCUACAUAGCCGACACCGUAGGGGAUGACUACGUAGGACUCUACUUCAUGUUCAACAGCAAAUGCUUCAAGAUCACAUCAAUAAUAUGCUUCAUUGCGACGGGUUGUUGUUGCUGUUGUUGUUGUUUCUGUUGUUUCUGUGGAUGCUGCGGGCUGUGCAGUAAAUCAAAAUCAGAUGAGGAAGAUGGUGAUCUCUCCGACAUAGAAAGUGGAAGUACUGAUGGAGGAGAUACCAAGGAGCCAGUGAGGAACCAACCCGAAGCCUCGGGUGGAGUGAACAACGAAGUCUUUGCAAUGCCCAAACCAUAACUAGUAUAUGGACAUGUAAGCAGCCGACCAACAGCCCGUGAGACCGACACCCUCCGAGGCCGACGAUAUCCGUCUAGUGAACCCGAUGGAAGGUUGACAGCAGGCCAUUGUUGGUCUCAUGAGCUGUAGCUAGUUUUAAAGACAAUAUGAUAUCAAAGAUUCUCAAGAAACAACAUUUUGAAUAAUUUCAAUAUCCAGUAGUAUGAUUGAAAUGAUGUCCGGAUAGUUAAUAUGCCAUAUCUGCAAUAUUCAGACCCCUUACAGCCGGGGUAUUUUACCGACAUCGCUACAGCUACUUUAUGUUUUUUAAAUUCCGCCAUCUUUCGGUGAUCGCGAUCACAUUAAUAGAAAUUAAUACAAUUUAUUGAUGUUAACCCUGUUAUAUAUAGUAACUACCAACCAUGUCAACAUCUCUCAAAAGCUAAUCGAAUCGGGUUUUUUCAAUGGAAGUUGCCAUUAAUGGCAAAGCUACCAUCAAUUGUAUUUUUAUGCAACGGGCCCGGGACGCGACGCGUCUUAUUUUUUUCGUACCAUAGCGAGCCCAGAUUGAGCUCGCAAAGGGAACCUGCGCAUGCGCACAUGGAAUCCGGUAGGGUUAUUAACCGGGUGAUAUUAAUUAUACAAAUCAACCUUUCAUUUAACCAUCGUUAGCUCAAACGGUUAAGACAAUGUCGUACCAAUAUACUUUGGAGUUGACUUGAGGGUUCUAUUAUCGGUUUUUAUUCAGUUUUGUUUUGCCUUUAUAAAUAGUGAGGCAAAGCAAUAAAUAAUAAAAAAUCCAAUUGUUUGUGACCUCUUUGCAAGCUUUCGUAGCUUGUUAUGUAUGGAAAUGAGUUCAUACUAGAAUCUGGGCUCGCUGUGGUACGAAAAAAUAAAAUGCGCCCGGGACAUUUUGAGCAGCAGAUAGCAGUAGAGAAAUUGAUGUAGACCUAAUGUAUAUUUUUUUCCUCACUGACUGAGCUUCCAUUUUUGAUUAAACUUUUCAAUUAGAGAGAAUGAAAGGGUGUAUAAGAAUGAUGUAGCAAGAUGAUAGGGCAAAACAAAGAAACGAGAACAUAUAUAAUAUAUAGACACGAGAGAGAGAGAGAGAAAG
Messenger RNA from Strongylocentrotus purpuratus (purple sea urchin), 2183 nucleotides. Its product is annotated as dnaJ homolog subfamily C member 5. Bases 425 to 1090 code for a protein of 221 amino acids. The record is from RefSeq and is a predicted model, not a curated record. Lineage: Eukaryota; Metazoa; Echinodermata; Echinoidea; Camarodonta; Strongylocentrotidae. The transcript is spliced from 6 exons.